Molecule: messenger RNA, 4525 nt
Organism: Vitrella brassicaformis
Lineage: Eukaryota; Vitrellaceae
Source: the annotation of a GenBank genome assembly
CUCGAGUACGUCGCGUGCACAUGCAUCCUGUCAUGUGACCUCACUCAUCACUGCCUCAUAGUCUCUCUCAGUCAUCUCAAGCGGACAUGACGGGUUGGAAUUGUUCAGCACCGCUUCUCUCGCCACCCAUUCCAUGUCAAAGGGUUGGUUGAAUGAUGCAGUGUCGAAGCGCUCAGGGAUGCCGCCUACCCGCUGCUGGAUGUCCCGGAUGGACCACAGCAGCCACUCGGUGGCCGGCAGCUCGGUGCUCUUGUCAACGUGGUCACGCAGAUGGCCAUACCACGACUCAUCUGAAUGGAAGCAGACUCGUGUAUGGGUGGGUGGGUGGGUGGGUGGACAGACAUGGAUAUUUUGUGUUGGUUUCGUACCUUCUGUGUUGGUGUUUCUCCCGCUGUUGGCCUCCUUGACGGCCGUGAGAGCUGCAGAAGCGAUCUCAAAGAGCCUCUCCUCUAGCCGUGUGCCGCGGCCGCCCUCACCCUCUCCCUCAACAGCCCGCCGAAGGCACGAACUGAAGUAGGGUACCAGCAGGGUGGCAUUCGCCAGACCGUGCGGCACGUCGUAUGCGCCGCCAAUACUCUCCGACAGGCAGUGGACGCCGCCUACGUCAGAGUUGCUGAACGCAAGACCGGCCAUCGUGGACGCCUCAGCGAGAGCCUUGAAUGGAUAGAGAAUGGCACCUUCCUCGAGCGGCUCAGAGGGAGGGGCGGACGUGGCAGCCACAGCUGCAGGAAGGUGGACCAGGAUCAGCUGGAUGGACCUGCACACAUAAACAGAGACAAUGACGAACGACCAUUCGUGAUUGAUGUGGGUGAGUUACCUGAUGGCCAAUGCGUCUGACACUGGGUUGGCGGGAAGGCCGGUGAAAGCCUCCAUGGCGUGUGUGAGCGCAUCGAAUGCUGCACACAACACACACGGCAAACAGGGAUGGAAAGAGGCUCAAGUAACUGAUGAGCCACACACGACGGAGGGUUCACUCACCUGUCUGGGCAAUCAGGUGGACUGGUAAUGUGGUCAGCAGCUCGGCAUCCACAAUGGCCGCAUAAGGAUACAUGCCAUCACCCUUGAUCGACACUGACGGACGGCACACAUGACACGCACAGACACACGCGUGUGUGCCGAAGUCCAUCCAUCCAGUGUGCAGGUGGUGCUGACCUUUUCGCCUCGUCUUGGGAUGGCUGAGCACGCUCACCCACGUGCACUCGCUGCCUGUCCCGCAUGUUGUGGGGAUAGCCACAAAGUGCAGCGGCCGAUGUACAAACUUGUUCCGCCCGACAAACCUUAGCAGCGCAUCGUCCGCGCUCUCACUGCUCAUAUUAGUUGCAAGCAUCGCCCCGGCCUUUCCAGCAUCGAUGGCUGAUCCACCUCCCAGAGCCACCACAGCAGAAGCGCCCUCCGACACAGCCAUCUCCCCGAUCUUGCGUGCGGUGGAAAGCCUCGGAUUCACCUCGAUAGAGUCGAAAACAGACAGCUCCCGAGGUGCGCCUGCCGCUGUGCGUAUGGCAUCCAUGGCCGUGUGGCACCAUCGCGACGAGCGCAGCCCCUGAUCUGUCACGAGGAGAACUCUGCCAGUGGGAAGCUCGUUCAGCAGGCUCGUGAGCGCGCCGUGCAGGAUCCCGGGACGGAUGAGCAGUCGAGUAGGGCAUCGAAACACCUGCAUCCGGGAUAUACUCUGACGGACGGCUUGGACAGCAGCGACCCUGCAGGCAUCAAACACAACACACCGACACACACGUGGAUGAAUAGACAGAUGGGUGGCUGGGCGAUGCGUGGGCCUGCACCUGCUAUUGAUUGAUUGGCCUUGUGAUAGACUGCACGCAGCAGAUGAAGAUCUCACAAGGCAGAGCCCCCAGAGCUAAGAGAGCUAACAGAGUUCACAAGGGAGAGCUCACAAGGCUUCUUCACUUCUACGCGGAACCCUCUUUCGGGGUGACAGAGUCUGCAAGCUUUGUUCCGAUCGCGGGGGGAUUCGUGAGGGGAUUGCUUCUAUUGCUUUCGCGCUGUUUGUUCCGCCACAUGCCCCGCACCCUACCCUCAACCACAUCCACUUCUUCAAUCUUCUUUUUCCCUUUCGCUCGCGGUUUGUCGCCCGCUUUGAAUGGCAUGCAGGAACACACACCGAAUUGCCCGAGAUGCAAAGGCGUCCAAGGAUCCUGAGACUCGGGUUGGUGUGGCCACACACGCGUGGAACAUGCAGUUGUGAUUUUGACAUACAUGCGCCCUGACUGGUUCACGAGACGCGAAAGACCGCCGCAAGCCUCAUAAACCCUUUCGAUUCAUCCAGGUAUCCAGGUUUGUUAGUCUGUCAAACAAGAGACAUCACGUAAGGUCAAUGCGGGUACGCCCACUCGCUGAGCUGACAUGUCCAUUCUAUCAUGACGAGACGACGCGUCCAUUGCGAUCACUGCUGGACGCGCCUGCAAUUGUUUCCUUUGCUGUAACGCAAACUUAAAGCCGCGUCGCAAAGAAUGAUGUUUUUUACUUUGCAUCGAGUGCCAGAGAGGCUAUCUCUCGCAUCAGGUCGUCCUCGCCCCUCCGUGAGCAGCUCGCCUGCAUCCAGCCGAUCAGCUUCUCGUACUUCGGCGUCACAUGCCCGCGUGCAUCCCAUGGUCUUUCCAUGAGUCCUCCGCGCAGGUCGACGUCCCGUUGCUUCCCGCCCAGAUCGAAGGUCUUCGCGAUUAAGUAUGGCGAGCGCAGGCCAGCGAUGAGGAGCUGGCGGCGCCCCUCGGCCUCUGCAUACAUUCAUGACAGGGAAGAAUGUACAUUCCGUGUCGGGCGACGACAGCAAACGACUCGCAUGACAUACCUGUGCCGGCAGGAAGCCGAUCGUCUGUCAGGCACUGGAUGAGCUCGUUGCGUUUGAGCUCUCGAGAGUUCACGAGGCAAGAUUUGGCGGGGUCCAGCAGUGCCGACAGCAUCUCGAGAGCCUUCUGGUGGCCGGGGGUCUGCGCGAGGGUUACAUGUACAAUCCAGUAGAGCAUACAGCCAAGUCUGGCUAUGUCGGGCUGGAAGAGGGGCAGGCACGGCCCGAACUUUUCGGGCUUGGUGGUGAUCAUCCUCGAGAUGUCGAUCAAUUGCAGAUUGUGAGCUGAUAUCUCAGUGGACACCAUGGCCCCAUCCUGCACAAAAAGAGAGAGCUGACUGCCGAGAUGUAUGUCACCUCGUUUACCUUGCCGGGGAUCUGGAAGCCGAAUGGCUCGUCGAUGGCCUCUUUUUGGAGCGGAAGGAGGAUGUUGCCGCUGUGUGUUCCCAUGGAUGCGUCCAUAGUACAAAUGGUAUGUGUGUGUCCCACUGGUGCGUUAACUUACUCGUUCAUGUCGCAGUGGUGCAUGCCGUGUCCAUGCAUGUGAUAGACGCCCUCGAGCAGAAGCAGCAUCAGGAAGCGCCAAAACGGCAUCUCGACUGACGAGAGGUCUCUGCCUUCGUCUCCGACAAGCGACACGCGCCCUUUGACCGACACUGUGGCGUUUGGGUCGAUCCCAGCCUUUUUGUUGAUGACAAAGUCUUGCAUCAUGUCCAGCACCUCGCCCACUGGCACACCGGCCAUCUCGUCGAUGAUCAGGUACUCCUUAGCGCCCUUUGCACUCUUCGGCUCGUAGAAGUGAGGGAUUCGGGGGAUGGCAUCGAGGAUGCGCUCUGCUUGAGCCGUCUGCCACAGGUCCUUGUAAGCCGUCUUUUCCUUAGCCAGCUCCAACUCCUGGACUCCGCUUUGGUAUUCAUGCUUGGACAGCUUCACGACCACAGGCAGCAGCUUGACUUUCUCGUCUGCAUCAGAGUGAGACAUACAGUCAUUGAAUUUUGUGUCUCAUCCAUUUGUCGGCACAUCCGUUGCUCUCUUCACUGUCCCACUCACCGGGAGAGGUCUUGAGCUUGUCUUCGGGGAAGCCAAAGGGCUUGUCGAUGUGUGCUGCAUACAAUUGAGACACGCAGUCACAGCUGAGUCACUCGCUUUAGAAAGACAACCCCACCUUCAUCGAUGUCGGCAAAGACAACAACCCCGUGCGCUCCGGCGGAAGAUCUGAGAUACCCACACGCAGUGCCGUACAGCGUCUCAACACGGGAGCAAGACAUGUAUAGUGCCAAUGGCAUCAAAUCCCACCUAAUCUGGUACUUCUCCCCAGUGGAGGCGGCAAACUGGCCAUGGCUGUCAAGCUUCUUCAGUGCGUCCCUCUGCUUCUUCUUCUUCCAGAACGUGUAGACGUCGGGCACCUGAACACAAAUACACGAACGGGUCUUCCGUGAACUCGCCCUUUCAUCGAUGGAGCGCAAGAAGAAAAGUGCUCACUUCCGUCUGAGGAUUGCCAUCUGCAUCGACCGUCAGCACGUGGCAAUAGACGAAUUUAAGUUCACACACUUUCCUUGUACUCAUUGGCUUCAUGAAACGCUUCAGGCCCGCCCUUCCCGUUGCAAGAGACCGAAGAGAAAACGCAUGAGCCACUUGCGGGAUGAGCACCUCGGCUGGUGAGAGCCCCAGCACCAGAACCACUGCCACAAUGCGGCAAGAGGUCCACACCGGACAGGAUGUGCG